Molecule: messenger RNA, 2230 nt
Organism: Ipomoea nil (Japanese morning glory)
Lineage: Eukaryota; Viridiplantae; Streptophyta; Magnoliopsida; Solanales; Convolvulaceae
Exons: 3
Coding region: 1489-1908 (139 amino acids)
Source: RefSeq, a predicted model, not a curated record
GUUCCAAAGUAUAAGAACAUAUUCAAGGAGGGUAAAGUGUAUGCCAUUAGAAGCUUUCUAUGCAUCACUAAUUUCUUCAAAUAUAAAACAAGCAGUCACCGAUACCUGAUCAAAUUCAAACAUGAUACUCUAGUGAAGGAGUACAAGCGUGUUAAUUUCCCAAAAACAAUGUUUCGCUUCAAAAGUUUUGAAGCCAUACUUUCAAAGCAAGGAAUUGAUGAGAAAGUGUUGAUAGAUGUGAUUGGUCGUAUUGUGGAGAUAUAUUCACCACUGGAGAAGACAAUAGCGGGGAAAAAGAGUAGGCUUAUUGACUUUGUACUUGAAGACUCUUGGUAUGAUUCUUUACUCUAUUUUUAAUCCCUAAGUUUGACUAAUGUUGAUUUUAUAAUUUUAUCUUAACCAUUUUCUGCUGUUUUUAAAAUCUUUUGUAGUAAGAAGCAAAUUAAGUGUACACUGUGGGACGAGCAUGUGGAUCAAGUAACUCCUUACUUCCACUCAGCUGCUAAUGAUCCAGUCAUUGUUUUGAUUCAGUUGUGCCGACCUAAAUUCAUGGACAGUGAGUGCUAUGUAUUUAUUUUGUUAAUUUACAUCUAUGUUUCUACUCAGUUUUAUCAAGGUUUGUAUUGACUAAAAUCAUUUUUGCAGAUGGUGAAGUACGUAUCUGCAGCUCCUUUGAUGCUACUCAGCUUUUUUUUCUCACACUCUUGCAAAGAGUUUCGUGAGUUAAGGAGCAGGUCAGAUUCUUUAACCUCUUUUUACUGUUAUUCUAAAGAAAUAUAAAUUUUCUGUACUAACAUACAUUUUCCUGAUUUCUGUUAGUAGCUAUAACAGUGACCAUACACCUUUACGGUGUAUAGAUUCUGAAUCAAGGCUAUCUGAUACUUAUCUUGGGCGUGCUAUGCGUGCUAAUGAUGUGCUAAUUACUUCUAUUCAAGAUAUAUACUCCAAAAAACAAGUAAUGUAUUCUGCAAUGUCACUAGCUAAGUUACUUAUUUACUAAGGUUCAAGACCAUUUACAUUAGUUCACCUUUACCUUUUUUUAGCUAAGUUACUUAUUUACCUAAUUAUUACUUGCAGCUAGGGGAGUAUUGGGUGGUAGGACGAAUUGUGGAUGUAGAGAGUUUAAGUGACUGGCAUUACAUCUCUUGCAAGAGUAAUUCUUGCAGGAGAAAGGUUGCUGCUGAUGGUGGUAUGAUGUACUGUGGUGGCUGUAAAAGUUCCUGGCAUGAGGGAGUUGUGAGAUAUAGGGUGAUUAUACGUGUAGCUGAUCAAACUGGGAUGCUCCUAUGCUUCUAUGGGAUCGUGAGUGUGCAGAGUUGGUAGGUGUUUCAGCUGGUGAUUUAAAAGCUAAGUAUCCAGAGGUAGGUAUCAACACUUAGACAACAUAGAUGGGUAUUGAGGAUAGUAGUUUAAAUGUUCAUGUGUUUUUCCUUUAAAUCUUUGUAGGGGAAUAAGUGUAUUCCACCUGAGCUAGGUUGUUUGCGGGAUAUGUCUAUGUUGUUUCGUGUUGCUAUGAAGAAGGAACAGAUAGAGAGUUACUAUUCUGCUUUCACAGUCCUAAGGAUUUGCAGGGAUGAAGCAGUGCUUACACAGCACUGCUCAGGUCUUUCAGUUGCCAGUUUAGAACCAGAAAAUGGUUCUGUUCAUGAAAAUGGUUUUCAGGAUGGGGAUGCAGAUGGUGAUGCAGGUUCAGAGGAAUUCUAUGGUAGUGAUGAUGAAGACUGUGUUGUGGUGGAGGAUGGGUCUCAAGGUUUAUCUAUGGACAAAUUUGCUGGCUUGGAUGAGAUUGAAGAUGGUUUAGGUGUUGAUGCUAAUGAUGUUCCUCUCAAGAGGUCUUUGUUUAAAGACUUUGAGAAUGUUGGGACAUCGAAGAAGGCUAAGGAAGUGGUGGUGAAGAAAGGAAAGUAGUCAGUUCUACUGGAAAAGUUUUUGCUGGUUUUGGUUUUUGGUUUUUGUUGGUUAGGGCUAAAAAUGUGCAUAGGCUGCAAUUUACUGCUACCAAGUAGAUCCAUUCUACUUUCCUGAUUUGCUCUUAGUUUUGUGAAAGCUGCAUUAGCAGCAUAGCCUAAUGUACUUAGCUUUAGCAGUAGCAGUUAAUGUUUCUUAGUAGUGUACUAAGCCUUCUAAUGUGUACUAAGCCUUCUAUGCUACUAAGCCUUCUAUGCUACUUACGAUUAUAAAGUCAUAUUUGCAAUUACUCUAUUAAUCUAGACAGAGCAAAACAUUCUCA